Molecule: messenger RNA, 1494 nt
Organism: Oncorhynchus tshawytscha (Chinook salmon)
Lineage: Eukaryota; Metazoa; Chordata; Actinopteri; Salmoniformes; Salmonidae
Product: neurocalcin-delta A
Exons: 5
Coding region: 283-864 (193 amino acids)
Biological process (GO): calcium-mediated signaling
Cellular component (GO): cytosol
Molecular function (GO): tubulin binding; calcium ion binding; actin binding
Source: RefSeq, a predicted model, not a curated record
GCAGAGUUUGGGUGAAAAGCUUCGCUCAGACAUUCACUUAGCAGCUGUGGGGGCUUGUGAGAGUCUCUUCUUCUUCUUGGGUGUUGGGAGUCGCUAGUUGUUGUCACUUCUGCCUGGUGUCUAGUCGAGCCUCUUUCUCUGUUCUGUUAGCUAGAUCCUCUCCUGUUGUCACUGCUGCCUGUAGCUGACACUCUGCAAACAUAGGACCUGUUGGAUUAUGGACUGUUAACAGACCUACGUUACUACACACCAGGUGAGCUGUUACUAUAGUAACCACCAGUCAUGGGGAAGCAGAACAGCAAACUCCGCCCAGAGGUGAUGCAGGAUCUGCUGGAGAGCACAGACUUCACAGAGCAUGAGAUCCAGGAGUGGUAUAAGGGCUUCCUGAGAGACUGCCCCAGCGGGAACCUCUCCAUGGAGGAGUUUAAGAAGAUCUACGGUAACUUCUUCCCUUACGGAGACGCCUCCAAGUUCGCAGAGCACGUCUUCCGCACCUUCGACGCCAACGGGGACGGGACCAUAGACUUCCGGGAGUUCAUCAUCGCUCUGAGCGUCACGUCGCGGGGCAAGCUGGAGCAAAAAUUGAAGUGGGCCUUCAGCAUGUAUGACCUGGACGGGAACGGAUACAUCAGCAAGUCUGAGAUGCUGGAGAUCGUACAGGCGAUCUAUAAGAUGGUGUCGUCUGUGAUGAAGAUGCCAGAAGACGAGUCUACUCCAGAGAAGAGAACAGAGAAGAUCUUCAGACAGAUGGACACCAACAGAGACGGUAAACUGUCUCUGGAAGAGUUCAUUAAAGGGGCUAAAAGUGACCCCUCCAUCGUGCGUCUGUUACAGUGUGACCCCAGCAGCGCUGGGCAGUUCUAAACCGCCCUACCUUGGGGGUCAAGACAAUUGUUUAUUUGGGUGAAUCCAAAUAGCCCCUCCCCCCCUCCACCUUUGGAGCAAACUGAUGAAGAAGACAAGCCUUCAAAUGAUGACACUGAAGACAACGGGCCAAUGAGAGCCAGCCAUGUUCUCCAGACUCCUCCUCCUCUAACCACUCCCAGCAGCAACCUGAAACAUCUCCAGGAUCUCAUGAUCCCAGUCAUGAUGUGAUCCAGUCCACUCGCCGUGUAUUUGAUAAGUCCUAGGGUUUACAUCCCAAAUCACACCCUGUUCCCUGUAUAGCAGUACCUUAAGCCCGGUAGGCCCUGGUCUGCACUACGUAGGGAAUAGGGCCCUGGUCUGCAGUAGUGCACUACGUAGGGAAUAGGGCCCUGGUCUGCCGUAGUGCACUACGUAGGGAAUAGGGCUCUGGUCUGCCGUAGUGCACUACGUAGUACCACAACGCUCCGUACUGGACACACCCACUGCCCUCAACUAGGUCCUCCUAGCUCCUGUGUGUAUCGUAAACAGUUAGAGAGGGAAUGAGAGAGGGAAUGAGAGAGGGAAUGAGAGAGGGAAUGAGAGAGGGAAUGAGAGAGGGAAUGAGAGAGGGAAUGAGAGAGAGAAUGA